AUGGAGACUACAUUUUUCAAUGUGGUAGUGGACACUGCGAUUUCCUCUCUUAAUGAGAGGUUCAAGACCUUGGGCGAGGUGAAUGAAAAGUUCAAGGUAUUGUUAGGGUUCACGGACAUGUCUGACAAAGACAUCGUCGAUCACUGCCAAACCCUCAGCAACACGCUUACUCAUGAGGGACACUCAGACAUUGUUGGAAGGGAAAUGGCUAUGGAGCUGCAGAGUGUCCCAGAUUUGCCUUCCAAGAGAAUGACAACAAUGGAUUUUCUCACCUUCCUGCAUGAAAAGAAACUUACUGAAGUAUUCCCGAACUUGUGGGUAGCUCUGCGGAUCUGUGCAACUCUCCCUGUAACGGUGUCGGCAGCAGAGCAGAGCUUUUCUAAGUUAAAACUGAUAAAAACUUAUUUCCGAUCCACAAUGGCGCGGCAACGUCUUAGUGGGCUGGCCAUCAUCAGUGUGAACCAUGCAUUGUCUAGGGAAUUAUCGUAA
Homarus americanus (American lobster) is the source of this 489-nucleotide messenger RNA. RefSeq lists its product as uncharacterized. Gene Ontology annotation, molecular function: protein dimerization activity. The transcript has a single exon. Bases 1 to 489 code for a protein of 162 amino acids. NCBI's taxonomy places the organism in Eukaryota, Metazoa, Arthropoda, Malacostraca, Decapoda, Nephropidae. The record is from RefSeq and is a predicted model, not a curated record.